Ziziphus jujuba (common jujube) is the source of this 2309-nucleotide messenger RNA. RefSeq lists its product as uncharacterized. NCBI's taxonomy places the organism in Eukaryota, Viridiplantae, Streptophyta, Magnoliopsida, Rosales, Rhamnaceae. The record is from RefSeq and is a predicted model, not a curated record. The transcript has a single exon. Bases 462 to 2072 code for a protein of 536 amino acids.
AUGGGCAGCCCCUAGGCAAUUUAGCCGCGUAUGUCUCUCUGAUGGAUCUUUCUUUAUAACGUUUAACAUCGAUGCUUUUCUUUCCAGUUUUAAAGCCGCGUAAAUAAUAUAAUCAAAAUAUUUAUAAAAAAAAAAUAAAAUAAAAAUCUGGAUGGGUAUAAUCAUUUGGUCUGGAAAAACGACGUCGUGUGUUUAGGAAGCUUUCAGUUUCAAGGGCGCGUCUUCCAUGUGGGGCCCGACUUGUAUUUUAUUCGGGGUUUGGUUGGACCCGGAUUUGUGCUUGAGACACAAACAAAUCUUUGACAAAAAUUAAAAACUUUAAAUCAAAAUCGGAGCGUCUGUAGGAGCCGUUUAAUCAUCCAACGGUCCAUAUUCCACCAAUCUCCGCUUCCCCCCCCCCCCUCAACGUCUAAAAUUCCCUCCCAACGGUCAAAAAUCUCAAAAUACAAAAAAACAAAUUUAUGAUCGAAAUCUCUCUCUCUCUCGCUCUCUGUCAUUCACUCUCUGAUCACUUAUUUCCCAUUUCACCAUCAAGAACUUUCCAAGAAUCACAAACAAAAGAACACAAAUUCCAUCUUUUUUGUGAAAAAUUAUCGAUACCCAGUGCGCCAAGAAUGAGUAUUCUUCAAUACCCAGACGCCAUGAACGUUCCAGACCUUCAGAUUUGGAACAACGCUGCCUUCGACAAUGAAGAAUCUGAAGGAUCCGCCGCCAUUAAAGCUUCUUGGUCCAAUCUCCAACCCACAUUUCUGAACCGUUCUUCUGAAUCCCUUCGAUCCGAUUGCAGCAAAGAGAAUUUCAGUCCCGUGUUUGCGAAAACCCCUUUUUCUCUCAAAUCUUCGGUACCCACCAAGCCACUCCACCCGAAUACCACAAUCGAAAACUCACAGGGGAAGCCAUUGAAGAAGCUUGUCUGCGAAGAAGAAGAAGAAGAAGAAAAUCGGUUCGAACCCUUGUGGGUGGUGGCCAAGAAGGGAUUUCUAUUUCAAGAAGAAGAAGAAGCAGGAGAGAAGGUGGUGCGCGACGAAAUGAAGAUCGAUUCGGAGAUUGAGGAAAUCGAGAAGGAGAUCACUCGCUUGAAUUCCAGACUCGAAACGCUUCGUCUCGAAAAAGCCGAGCGGAAUAAGACGACGAAGACAAUAGAAAAGCGUGAGAAGAAGAUUGUGGCGGCGAAAUUCAUGGAGUCAGGGAAACAGAGCGUCAAGAAUUCAGAUGGGUUGCCACCAUCAUCAACUUCCAAAACGAAGCUCUACCGGAGAGGUAUGAGUUUGGGGCCUUCGGAGAUCGUAGCCGGAACUGGGCUCCGGCGAUUAAGCAGGCACGAAAUCACUACAAUCACUCCCAUUCAGCCGAUACAGAGUCGCCGGAAAUCGUGCUUUUGGAAGCUCCAAGAUAUCGAUGAACUCAGGGUUACGAAGGAGAGAAGGAAGAGUUUAAGCCUGAGCCCAAAAUCCCGGAAAAUUGUUCCCAAGAUUCAACCACCCAAACAAGCCCUCACGUCGGUGUCUUCGAAAAGACCAGUGAAGAAAGAAGAUGGGGUUAUCGCAUCGGUCCAGCCAAAGAAGCUUUUCAAAGAUGGAGAAAAGUCUGCACCCACAGCAAAGAAACCAGUGAAGCCUGGAAGAGUCAUACCGAGUCGGUACAAUCAGAUUGCCGGAAAAGAAGCAACCACCGACGUAGUUCGGAAAAGGUCGUUGCCGGAGGAUGAUAAGGAAGAAAAUGGUAAGAGGUGCGACAAGAAACGCAUGUCGUUGGUGGGAAAGGGAAGGGUAAAGAAGAGGUGGGAGAUUCCGAGUGAAGUGGUGGUUUACCAGAGUGGUGUGGUGGAGGAUAAUAAUAAUAAUAAUAAUAACAAAACUCCAUUAUUGUCUGCAGCUGAUAUGGAAAAUGUGCUUCCUAAGAUUAAGAAUCUCCGAUGUGUGAAUGAGAGCCCAAGAGACUCAGGACCAGCCAAAAGGGUUGCUGAAUUGAUUGGGAGAAAAUCUUUCUUUCGUGAGAAUCUGGAUGUGGUGGUGGAGGAUUCGGUUUGUCAGGCAUUGAGUUUUGCAGAAGAAAAUGCCGAGGAAAAGUAAAAAAUGGGGUGCAAUUUGGGAACUUUUUGGUUAUGGAUGAAAUCAUGAAAUUUUUUUUUUUUUUUUUUUUCUCCCAGCUUCAUUUGUUAAUAUUGCCAUAACUCUUGUUAUGCAGUAGAAAGUUUUUUCUUUUUAAAUUCAAUUGGGUUUUGUAUAAGUUUGUAGCUCAGACCUCUUUGUUUUGUUUUUUUAACUGCUAUGCAAUAAUAUGGGUAAAGCUGUUUGAAACAAUUUAGU